UAUUUUUUUGAAAGGAGAACGUUAUAUUUACAUACUCCAAUCCAGAAACGGUUACUGGUCCCUUUUUGUCCGAAACAUGAAACUGUAUGUGAAGAUGGUAACUUCAUUCAUAUUCUGAAACUGUCAGAAAAAAAAAGUAUACGUUUCUUUACGUAUUGAUGAACAUGAUUGCUGUCAAAUCAUCAAUCAAACGAGUGAUUAGUGAAUGAACUGCCGAAAAAUCCUCAUCGACUUUGUAUUAAGCAAAAAAUGGGCAACACUAUAGGAACCGACAUCGGUGGUUUUAUUGGCAACGUAUUCACAGCACCCUUCAAAGCCACACUUGGAAGAUCCUGUCUAAAUGUAUGCUCAGGGCCAUGGGAUCUUUCAUGUUUCAUAGAACAUUUCUGUCUUCCUGAUAUUGCCAAGCUCGUCCUGAUCUCAGGCCUCUGUGUCAUUAUUUUGAUGUUCAUCACCCUCUUGUUCAAGCUUGGAAUCUGCCAAUGUGUUGUUAAAAGCAUAUGCAAAAUGUCUUGCGCCGCUUGUGCAAUGUACUGGUUCGCUAUUGGAGAGAUGAUUCGUUGCUUGUGGCACAGUUUGACGAACACUAAACGUGUCUACCGCAGAAAACGUCUCCGUGACAUCGAAGCCGCGAGUUACAGUUAUCCAAGCGAUGACGAACCAAGUUCAGCAGACAGCACUAGGCCAAAGCAGAGAAGAAGGAGAAGAACAAGACGAAGAAGCAAACACAACCAUAACCGUGGCAGCAACCGUCGCCUUGUAAGGCUAAAGAGUAGACAAAUGUCUAUACGAGUGGGAGGCAAAUCAAGGAGAGUAAGAAGUGGUAGAAAAAUGAAAUCUAGUAGAGUGAGAGUUAAGAAGAAGAUCCUCAAAGUCAAUGAUUUGGUUUAAAACCGAACCAAAUCAAGAAAUCAAUUAGUUUAUGUAAUAUCAAGAUACUAUAGUCCUAAGAUAUCCACAUAUUCAGUAUCAUAUGUUUUUUUCUAACCUAA
Brassica oleracea var. oleracea is the source of this 992-nucleotide messenger RNA. RefSeq lists its product as uncharacterized. Lineage: Eukaryota; Viridiplantae; Streptophyta; Magnoliopsida; Brassicales; Brassicaceae. The coding region runs from base 250 to 891 and encodes 213 amino acids. The transcript has 3 exons. The record is from RefSeq and is a predicted model, not a curated record.